AAUUUUUUUGAAAGCUCUCAUAUUAUAAAUAUUUUUAAUUAUUUUAUGCACUUUAUUUUAAUAAAUAAAUCUCUGAAAUCACCCAAUAUUCUCUUUUGACAUAUAAAAUUAAGAUUUUUACUUCAUUAAUAUUUAACUAUAAAUUUUAUGUUUAUUAAUUUUAAAUAUUUUAUGAUUAAAAAAUAUUAUUUAUGGUUAAUGUCUUAAUAAUUUUAUAUAUAGAUCUUUUUAUUUUAAAAUACAUUAAAGGGUUUUUUUUUGAAUAACAACACAAUAUAUAUAGGAAUUAUAUUUUUAUUUUAUAUUAUAUUUUUAUUUUUGGCUAAUUUUAUUAUAUAAAUUUUAAUUGAAUUGUCUAAUUUAAAAUUUGUUUUAUUUUUGGAUAAUUUUUAUUAUAUUAAUUUAUAAUCAGUAAUUUAAUCAAAUAAGUAAAUACAAUUAUUCAUUAAGGGUAACAACGAUGUUAAUCAGUGUAAAUUUUAACGUGAGAGUUCGAAUGCGAAAAUCAUUUUGCAAAAAAUUAUAUGUUUUUUUUAUCAACUGAAUGUUUAUUAACAAACUAGUAUUGAUUCCAUGCUACGCAUGAGCAUAUUUUUGCUUACAAAAUAAAACUAAUUUUUAAGGUAAAUUUCAAUCAUCUACAAUACUAAAAGCAGCAUAUAGAGAGUAUACAGCGUGCCACGUCAGAUUUUUAACUCGUAAAAAUCAGGAGCGUUUUAUGUGACACGUCAUCCCGUGCUCGCCGUGCUGUUUUGUCUGGAGCGUUAUGGGCUUCUGUGGGCUUCAUCCGUAAUUUACAAAAGGGUUUUAUUAAACUUUUACGUCGAAACAUAAAAUACAAAAGUAACCUCAAAGUCUCCGUCGAAGCUUAUCGUCUCUGCCUCUUCGUCUUUUCAUCGCCUCUACCUUUUCAUUUUCUCCGAUCGAAGAGCAGAGAAGCCGAGAUUUAAUCGAGCCACUUCUACACAAUCAGUAGCUCUUUUAUGAUAUCGUUUCACCUCCCCCUUUUCGUCCUUCUUUAUAUAUUGAUCUUUUUAUUUCAUAUAAACCAAAAUCCUAGAACCACUCAAAACUCGAUCCAUGGCGAUGAAACGAAAUGGGAAGUCGCAUGUCUCCUCCGACUCUGAUGAAAAAUUCAUUUCCUUCAAGGAUGUCUCUCUAGGUCCCCAUGAAGCUCAACUACGCUUCCGACUCAUCCAUUUCUGGGAGGCUCGGAACCCGGUGAAGAAGACACUGAUUGGCCUCGAAAUGCUCCUCAUCGACGAACAGGGAACUGUUAUUCAAGGAUUCAUCCCACCGGGGCGAAUUAAGAAGUACUUGCCUGAGAUGAAACGCGGAUCAGUUUACAAAAUCAUCAAUUUCUACGGAUUGAAAAACAAACCGGUGUAUCGGGUUGCUGAUCAUUUCGCAACCGUGUCUUUCGCAUGGAACUCUGAAAUGUCGGUUCUUCACGAGAUUCCCAUCUCUUUUGAUGAAGACCGUUUCAGGUUUCAUUCAUACGAAGAUUUUGAAGCCAACUGUGAUCUCAAAGGUGACCUCUACGAUGUUAUUGGCCACAUGAAGCUGGUCGAUGGACAGACUCUUAUUGUGCGUCCCAGCCUUGACGAUAUGAAGAUUGCUACCACUCGGCAUAUUAUGAUUCAUGUGCAGUCGCAUGAUGGACCUGUGAUGAAGCUCUACCUUUGGGACCAGGCUGCAACAGACUUUUGCAAGAAAUUCAACUCCUGUGAAAACACUCCCACAGUGCUUUUGGUCACAAUUGUUAACACUAAACGUCUCGGAGGUACCCUUGCCCUAUCCUCUAUGUCCUCCACACGGGUCUUCAUGGACUAUGAUGUCCAACAAACCAGGGAUUAUUUCACCUGGCUGGGCUCUAACCCAGAGAUUGCUAAUCAAGUUAGCGCAGACGUCAUCACUAAGCGUGAGACACUGACUAUAGCAGAUAUAUUCUCCUAUAUGACUCAGGAAUCUGCAAAGGCUGCCUUUUUUGAGUGCACGGCUACGAUUGAUGAUGUUGUUCAUGGCUCUCCUUGGUACUACAUUGCAUGCAGUGAGUGCCAUUCUAAGGCUACCAACGGCCCAAGUUCGUUGAUUUGUACAAACACAAAAUGUGGGAAGGUUAACACAGCUGGCGUUCCACAGUACCGGGCAAAGAUUUCUGUUUAUGACAACAGUGAACAAGCUUUUUUUGUCCUACUUGGAGAUGCUGGCGUGAGUUGACUGGAGGCCCGCAUCCGAGUUAGUUAGCAGCUACUUUGAGGUAACUGAGCAUCAGUUUAUAAUCUCAAAUGCAUUUUUUCCUCAUUGUUGCUGAUCUCUCAAGUGACUAAGCUGACACUAUUAUAAUUGAUUGUAAGGCUAAUAAAAGCGAAGGAGCUGACCAUGAGAUGCCUGUCCCGGAAGCUCUGAUCAGUACCAUUGGACAGACACAUAAGUUCUGUGUGAAAGUUACAGACCACAACUUCUCAGGCAAUACCCGAGCCAUAACUGUGACACCCCCGAUCGUAGAUGACCGAAAAUGACACGGUCGAUGUUCCUCGAUGGUUGAUCCGAGGAUCUCAGAAUACUUCCGAUCACCUUAGACCAGCAACCAAAGAACACCAACGCUCCUAUUGAAUAUCACUCCAGGCUUUUCAACCCGAAAAAGCAAUAUCCGAUAGUUAGUAUAUAUAACUAAAAGCACAUGUAUAGUUUAACUUUGAUUUGUCAGGACAUGUGUAUGCAUAAAAAUAUUAGCACAUAUAAUCAAUUAACCAUAAACAUAUAAAGAUAAAUUAGAUUUGGUUUAAAAAUAUAUAUUGAUGUUAAUUAGAUUUUUGAAAAUGUCCAUUUACUGGUGGUAAAAAUGAAGUGGUAGCAUGAAAGUGGUAAACAUGUAAUUUUCCAAAAAUAUUAUUACAAAUCCAAUUCAAACAGUAAACAUGGU
This is a messenger RNA of Brassica rapa (field mustard), 2926 nucleotides long. RefSeq lists its product as uncharacterized. The record is from RefSeq and is a predicted model, not a curated record. NCBI's taxonomy places the organism in Eukaryota, Viridiplantae, Streptophyta, Magnoliopsida, Brassicales, Brassicaceae.